Bursaphelenchus okinawaensis is the source of this 2382-nucleotide messenger RNA. NCBI's taxonomy places the organism in Eukaryota, Metazoa, Nematoda, Chromadorea, Rhabditida, Aphelenchoididae. The record is from the annotation of a GenBank genome assembly.
AUGGUGCCAAGGAAUCAGAAUCGACAUUAUUGGAAAAUCUACCCGAAUUCAUUCACCGGCAAAGCCGCUGUUGAGACAAUGUGCGACGUUUUGGCCGAGGUUUUCCCAACACGAUUGACCGAAAGGUAAAUGAUUAGGUAUUAAAAAUUUUUAUUAGAGUCUUUUCUAUGCUGUAUCAAAAGGGUUUGACAUUAACAUUUGUAGUUUUUAAGAUACAUUGAUUUUUGUCUUUCAGGGCGAUAUUAUUCAUGAGGUCUGGAUGUUUUUUAGUGUAGCUCAAAAGUUCUUUUCUGUUGUUUAAAAAUUUUUACAGAAUAAAAUAUAAGUCUUUUGUAUGAUAUGGGAAGGUUUUAGGGUUGUAUCUAUCUUAGUUUUCAAGAUACAUUACUUUUUCGUUACCCACUUAUAUUAACCAUGAUUUUUUAAUUCCAGGUCCGUAGCGCUAAAAGUAAUGAUGAAGUUCUUUGGGCAAGGAAUUAUAAUUGGAGCCCAUAGUAAUAUGCACACAUUCCGCGACGACAAAGAUGCGUUUUACAAGUUUGGCGAGCUUGACAGCACUGUAACCGACACCGUAGGGCUUCUUGAUGUGCCGACCAUCCCGAGAAGAAGUGUUUCUAUGGACGAAACGAACAACUUGUUGCAGAAGCGACGAUUAGCAUGUGAUUUUAGUCAAGCUAAGUCGUCUCUUCCUUCAACCUCAACAUCGUCCAUCGACUGUAGCCAUUGUGAGGCGCCUUUAUCGAAAAAGGAUCGGAAGAAGGCUGUGAAUUCGGCUUUGUUGAGGUUUAUUCAAUGGGUAAAUGACUCUCCAACCAUGGAUGAGGUUGAAAGACAGCGCUUAAUCAAAAAGGUAAGAUUUUCUUUAAAAAUUUUGAAUGUUUUGUCUGUUUCCGGGUCAAAACGGCCAAGUGUAAUAUCGCAGCUAGUGUAAUAUAACUUUUUCUUCAUAAUAACCUUAAAAUGGUCUGAAAUCUUUCAAGAAUGGCAUUUAGUACAGUAAAAAUGUGUUUUACAUGCAAUUCCAAACAAUUCCAAAGUUUUACGGGAAUUUAGAAAUUUUGCUACACUGCUGUCUAGUGUAAAAAUCUAUUUUUUGACAUUUAUAGUGAUUUAAAGUGGAUUUUAGGUAAAACAAAAGGUGGAAAAGAGUCUUAAGAAUGUUUGGCGACAUUUUCAAAGUUUUUGAUUUACUGGAAACAAAGUUUUUGCACUUUUAACUAAAAAACAGUUUGAUGGAAGAUUUUUAGUACAAAUUGCACUGACAAUCUUCCAUUUAGCUUCAAUUUAAGAAAAUUUUGAAAUUUUUUGUUUUCUAAAGAAAUUUUUUUCUAUUCUUCAGCUUGUAACAACAGUCUCAAUAAAUUUGUCACUACAUUUUUACUAAAAAACCUAAUUUUAGUUCAAGUCCCACUACCCACGCGUCUACAACGAGUUCCUGGCCAGAAAAUCGACGGAAAAACUCUUUGACAAGGUGUAUCACGAUCGCAGCCAAGACGAAAUCACCUCAGAUCAUAUUGACUUUGACACGAGUUCAUGUGACGGUGAUUCCAACUAUGCGUCAGCUUCAUCGUCAUCAACUUCAUCGAUUCAGCAGGUGGAUUCAGAUGUGUUGGAUCAACGAUUGUUGGAGAAGUUGAAUCAAGUUUGUGAGGAUCCGAUCUACACGGAUGAGGAGAAGAACAAGAUUAUUAGAUAUGUAAGUUUUUUGUUUUUAGGCUAGAAGUUAGCGUGGAAAGAAAGUUCUUGCAAUUUUUCGUUUUUUAAAGAAAGUUCCUGCCAUUUUUUGAUUUGUAAAGAAAGUUCUUACCAUUUUUCAAUUUGUAAAGAAAGUUUCUUCACUCUUCCUUUUCCAAGUUUGCAAAAUGACAAAAAUUUGAAACAAAGCCCCUCAGGAUAAAUAAGUAUUAAUUUUGUGUGAAAUAACACCGUGGGAGGGGGGUAGGCUGACGUCAAGACUGUUUGCAAAGAAAAUUUGGUGCAAUUGACCCGUUUCACGCCAUUUGUUUACCCUGCGGCUUGUUUCUUUCAACUUUUUUUAAGUUGGAAGAAACUUUCUUUACAAGGCAAAAAAUGGCAAGAACUUUGUUUACAAAACUAAAAAUGGCAAAAACUUCUUUACAAAACGAUAAAUGGCAAGGACUUUCUUUACAAAUCAAAAAAUCACCAUUUUUUGAAUUUUUUUUAAAUUUUAAAAAUCACCUUCACAUGACACAAAAUGACAUAAAUCGUAUCAAACACGUAAUUAACCCAAUUCAUUUUCAGUACCGCCGCUUCUACCCCCAAAUUUACUACCAACGCUUCCCGGAAGAGAAUCACCCACUCCUGAAGCGGCUACGCAAUUUGUUCCCAAAACUCAACGAAAAACUGGCCGAAUUCAAGUAA